CGCGCUGUGGACACGCGGAUACGUGGCCAGUAGCGGCAACAGCAGCAGCAACAACAACAGCAGCAACAACAACAGCAGCAACAUCGUCCGUUUCAAGCCGUACACCGCCAAUUCAAUUUCGCCAACAAGCAGCAGAGAGCAAGAGAAGCCGAGGCAAGAUUCGCCCCCCCACAGCUGAAGGCGGUCGCCAAAUUUCAUUUUCGUUGAACUUUUCCUGUUUGCCUCGCAAGCGCCCGACGCCGACGCCGCGUCCAUGGCGCGCCCUGCCGGGCAAGGCGCCUGCCGCUCGGUAGGGGCCGCUAGCCGAGGCGGGGUGUACCCCGACCGCAUCGACGGAGGCCUUCGUCUUUCCGCGAUCUCUUCUCUCGCCCACCGACGAUGAGCACGGGGGGGGGGAGGAGGGGAAGAAAGCUACGUGGACAAGAGGAGGACGACAGCACGGGGAGCAGCAGCGUCAGUGUCAAGUUCGUCGAGGGAGUGGUGAAUUCGCGAGGUUUGGCGAGCGCCGGGCGGGUGACACCGCAUUGAAGAAGGGCUGGCUGUGGUGGUGGGGGGGCGACCCACGAUACCUGCACGCCACGUCCAGGCUGCUCGCGUCAACGCUGUUUAUUAAUCGAUAUUGUUUGGUAAUCGACUAGCGUACAUAAGUGGGCGCACUUAAUGCUCGCCGCCCAGAGUCUACGCAGCUGCCACGAGACGCACGAACCCGAAUGCGUGACACCUCGAGACGUGUCUGUCUGGUAGCCACAGCAGCAGCUGCAAUAACAAUAACAACGUGAUGUUACCUCGGGCUGCAUUCCUAACACGAAUUGAUGGCAUUGGCCAACUUUCGCAAUACAGGAUGCAACUAAAAACGUAUUAAGGGCUCUCUGACGCUCCUGUGUAUAGAUAAGGGGGGCAGCAUUGGCAUUGUGGUCGUUUAUUAUUACGAUGCUCGUGUCAGAGAGGGCAGCCUCUGCACUGUCAUGGGCUCUCCGAUCAUUCCUGCGGCUGCCACUGCUGAGCCACGCUGUGGAGCGGCUGACAUCGGGACCUUCUGAGCCCCACCACCAACAACAACAACAUCAACAACAACAUCACCAGGAGGAGAUCGGCGGCGAUGGAGUGAUGAUGCUGGCGCCGUCGCCCCAGGGUGACAAGGAUUGCUCGGGCACCGCGCAAGAGGAUGGCACGCAGGUGGUGUUGGUACUGGAGCAGGAGAAGAGAGACACCCGGAGCAGCAGCGCCCUCCUGGGCUACGUGAGGCCGUGUGCGCUCGGAUGCGCCGCGUCUCUUCUCUGCCUCGGUGGCCUCCUGGCGGUGCGCGUCUACGUGAUGCGAGACCUCCUCGAGUGGCUCCAAGAGGUGGACAUGGCCGCUGGGACGCUGCUGUUCGUGCUGGGAUUCGUCCUCGUGUCCUUCCCCUGGGGCUGGGGCUACAUCGUGCUCAACGUCGCCGCCGGAUACCUCUACGGGUUCCUGCUCGGCCUGGCGCUAGUCGCCGCCGGGGUGCUCAUCGGCACGUUCGUGGCGCACGUCGGCUGCCGUCGGUGGCUUGAGGGAUAUGCCGCGGCGAGGUUGAGGUCCAGCGGCACCAUGAGCGCGGUCAUCAGGGUGUUGGAGGGCGGAGGUGGCCUCAGGGUCAUUGCCCUGGCAAGGCUCACGCCCAUCCCUUUCGGCCUGCAGAAUGCGGUGUUCGCGGUCAGCCGCGUGCCUACCCCCAGCUACCUAAUUGCCUCGUCACUGGGACUGCUGCCCACGCAGAUCCUCAACUCAUACCUGGGCACCACGCUGCGGACUAUGGAAGACGUCAUGUCGCAGCAGACUCUCGGUGGAUACGUCAUAUUUCUCCUUCAGCUGUUAAUCAGCGUGGGCCUCAUGCUAUACGUGGUGCGGAGGGCCCGCCGGGAGCUCAACGAGGCCAUCGCGGCCUGCCAGUCUGGCCAGGGUGAGGACUCGCGACCCCUCGACUGCACGUCCGGCAACGGUGGCGGCUCGUAUGGUACCCAGCGGCUGGGGCUCUCCUACACCGAUCAGCAGAAUGUGUAGCCCGUGCAAGUGCCGCACCUCCGAUGAGCACGGUUGGCUACGUACGGCGCGAAAGAAGUUGAACAUGCUUACAUGAAUACGAAGUUGCCCACCAAUUCCCGUUAAGGGACGUGAGACAUGUAAAAACACAGCCAAGGCUCGGAGAAAUGGCAGCGGAGCAGCUGCACCUAUUGACCUGCUAACUGCGGUCUGCUUUCUGAAUCGGUGGUGAUGCUUUGUGUGCGUGUGUUCUGACCAUCUCUUAAGGCAGGGCUAUCGGCAAAAACUGUUGAUAAAAAGUAUUUAAGGGAGAAGUAUUUAGCAAGUGCACCGAUUUCAGUUUGCCGUUGUAAUACAUGAAUAUUGUAAUUCCUUUGCAGACAUUGCAGCCCAAGUGACUUUCUAUUUUUUGUUGGGUAAUUAUUUGAAAAGAAAAAUUAUAUGGCAAUGCAAAUGUUUACAUGUAAAUGUUUAAAUUAAGAUGUAAUGUUUAGUAGUUUUGUUCAACUUCAUUAUUUGGGUGUGCAAAGUUCAAGUCUGUUCAAAAGAGAUCUUAACCCUCUUGUGGAUAACUACAGUAGUAUUAAUGUGAUAAGUAGGACCGUUGUCUUCAGCUUCAAAAGCAAAUGUUGGUUACAUAUCUCGACUAUUAUUACUUAUGCCUUGUCACCUAAUUUAUACAUGAUGAAUACUCUAUAUAUUUGAGCUCCUUGAUAAAUGUAUAAAAUAGUGCACGACAAAAUUUGAUCAGCUAUAUACAGACUGGUGAUCAUAUAUAUUUUUACAUAUUUGUUUUACCUCUAAGCUUUGUAUUGAAAAAAUACUUAACAGUGAAAAAAAAAAAUCCAUACACAUUAUUCUACCAUCAGCAGAUGAAAAUAGCACUGCAAGAUGCCUCUGCAGUGGGCAACGCCAGCCAGAGGUAAGAACACAUGGUAAAAGUUGCUCAUGUUUCGGACAUGGGCCAAACACCGGCUUAUCUGUCCUUUCGGCCGGCGUUUCCCACUGCAGAAGCGUCUUGCAGGUUCAUUUAGUUUUCUGCACCUCGUCUUAAAGUGUUUUCUCAUACCAACAGCUAUUAUGCUAGGAUAACUGCCAUAGUGUAGUGAUGAGCACACUGAAUUGCAAUCCAGAGGCCACCGGUUGGAUCUCCUGGUGUGGCUGUUUAAACAAAGUAGUUCAAACUCCCCCCACCUCUGUCCACCCAGCAGCCUAAAUGGGUACACCGCAGGCUAUGUGUGGUGGGGUAUAGUGUGGGUGCUCCACCUCUUACUAGAUGUCUGGCCAACGUGAAAGAGUAGGCCAACAUACCCUAGAGUGGAAGCCCUUCUGCCAGCAGUAACUUGAGCAAGCGGCUGCAAGGGCCACACUUUUACCGCCAGUUAUUAACAUUACCAUCGUGUAGUUGUUGAGAAAUCUAUUAAUUCAAUCUGAGCUUAUGUUUGUAUUGCCUUGAGAAAGGCUUAGUUCGAAGUAUGCUAAUUAAGCUGCAUGCCUGUUAAAUUAAUAAAAAAAAAUACCUAAAGAUUCUUAGCAUGUUUGACUUAAUAAUCGUAUUAGAUCCUGCAUUACUUAGCGAUUGGCACUUCAAUACUGUGGUGUAUUAUACUCCAGGAGAUUUACAUGCAAAAAGCCAUUAUUGUUGAUGUCAUAAUGAAGCCCCGAUGUCGGCUCUACAGGAUUUAUUUGCUAGCAUACGCAAUCUAGUCAACGUUUCAGCCUCUUAUUUACGUUUGCCCCAUGUGCACAGAUUGCAUCGCCAUUUGUACGUGAAAACUGCUUGUUAAAAAAUUUGCAUUUUUUUUUCUAAGCGGCACCUUCUGUACACUCGAUUGCAGAAUGUAAACUGUUUAAAAUGUCCCCAUUGUUCACCAUCGCAGGAGACCAUUUUGAUUUUACGGCAAGACAUGAUGGAGCAGUUUGUCUUCGAAAGACCACAUUAAUGUUCCCGUGUGACUGUUCUCUAACUCACCUCUCAUCCCAAGACUAUUUUUUUUGUUCUCAGUUGACUGUCAGAAUGUGUACCGAAUGCGUGCAGCUUGUGGCCUUAACUUUAAGUUUGGCUUCGCGCAAGAGCGUGUGUAUUAAUUGUAGAGUAUGUAAGGAGUAUAUGAGUGGAAAGUACCUUUUCAAAUCCAGAUUAUCAGGGCAUAAAAUAAUCUAACUUAUUUCUACACAUUCUCUAAAGUUGGGUGAUAAUGAUUCAGAAUGGUACCUACAAAAUGACCAAUUACUACAUAAGAAAUGGUCAUAUGAUAGUGCACAUCUGAGCCAAAUUGUCUACCUUUAGUGCCCAACAUUCCAGGAAAUAAGUUAUUUUAGAUGACGGAUUGUUUUUUUUAGAUUCUUUGAAAAAUAUCACUUUCUUACACAUUAUACCUGUUAAUUUAUGUAUUCCAUAAAACUGUAGUUGAAAAAGUACUUAGAAAAUAUUUGAAAUCCAUAUUCUCACCAUUAGCAAUGAAGAUUUGUAACUGUAAAUUAUACUUUACGAUCAGGCUUUCCCAACCAAUUUUAAGAUUCAUAAAUGAUUUCUGGGUAUAUUGCUCAAUUUUCACAACCAAAUUUAUCCAUAAGAGUCAGUUGUGAGAAUUGUUCUUCAACUUACCGGUGAUAUAUUACAAUAAGUGGCAUGUGUAACGCUUGUACACGUGACAAUCUAAUAUAUUUUGGCUGUGUUGGGUGGUGGAGGGUCUUAUCCACACAAAUGUAGCCAGAUCAUAACAUGGCCUCACCCAAAAAAGUUAUGCUUUUUAAAUUAUGCUGUGUAUAGAACAAUGUUAUCAUAACAGCAGCUGCCUUGAGUAAAAGGUAUGAGAAUCUGUAAAAAAAUUGUCUUGCAGUGAAAUUUGGCACACCUUACUGGAUGGUAAUAAAAAUUGGUUUAGACAUAUGGAGCCUUGUUUUUAUGAGAUGUUUUAUGACAAGAAGAUGACAUUUAUCUGCAUUCUCAGCUGGCUCUAUCGAAAUUAUUUGAUUGUUUUUGCAGGACAAAUAUAUUCCUAAAAUGCCACAGAAAUUUCCCCUCCUGACUUCUUCAAAUUGUCAUUGUAACGAAAUAAAUCCUAAAACAUUUAAAACGAUUAAGUAACAUAUAGCAGGUUUGACAAGUUAUACAAUGGCAUUCUUUUCGGGCCUUGUUUUUAUUUCCCAAAGCUUGUUUAAAUAUAAAUGUACUGUACCCGGUAUAGAUACAGUCGACUUGCAUACGCACACAGGUUUGCACCACCGAGAUUAAAUGUUGAAGGUCAUGGAAAGUGGUGAGGAUUAAAGAUUUGGAUUUUUUUAUUUCGUUUGACAUUUGCACAGGAAGGAAGGUGUGCUUCACCUACACUCAUACAAAACCAAAACUUGUUUUUUUCUUUCGUUUAUUAAAGCUAUACUUGAGACGAUAUACUUUUGAUGAAUAAAUAAUAAUUCUGUAGUCCUUUAUCUAUUUAGUAGUACGGUGUAUGUAACGGUCUGUGUAAAUAUGAAACCUACAGGCUGCUGCAUUUAACAUUUCAAGGGUGGACUACGUGUUUUGUGUAACGAUCGUCAAUAGAAUUGAUUCUUUUUGGCGGGGAGGGAAGGAAACUUGCAAAUAUUGUGGGGGGGGGAAAGACUACAUAUUUUAUUUAUUUUGUCUUUAUGGAUUUUAAUGUUUGUUUUUCUUUGAGAUGUAGUAUAUUAAGUUGUUUAUCGCAAAUUGAGGGUGUUACAGUAUACUGUAUGGUUGGUUUCUCAUUUAUGUAAUGCAAACCUCCUUUUGAAAAGGUGUCAUUGCUUGCGGUGUCAACGGCGAAAUGGAACGGUGACGUUUGAAAACCAAAUUACAGAGCAAACCACAUGAAAUACUUUGUUUUCCCCAUACACACUCCAGGUUCUGCAAGUGUCCGUGUGUUAUAAAAUACUUGGUGCGUUCUCAUGGUGUUAUGAUGCAAUUGGUUUGUCAAUGUCAACUAAUGAUGCUUGCAUUGAAUCGCACCUGUGACAAUUCUUAUUCGAAUAUUCCGUGCUGUAUGCAAUGGCUUUUCAUGACUGCUAUGGGCCACUCAAUGUGAAAAAUAGCAUUGAUUAUUGAAUUGAAUCGCUACCUUCACGUGCAGCGACGAAUUGAAUUGUCAUGAGGGCGAAUGGUUACUCUGGUGUAUAUACCCUAUAAAUAGUGCUCAGAAAAUACUUUAGUGGUCGUUUUACAGUACAUCCCUGAGGGCAGGCACUAAAAGUUCACUUUUUUUUAAAGCCACUAAUUUCCAUUGGCCCUCCGUAAUGUGUUGGUAAAAGUGGCAGAUCUAUAGUUAUCAAUACCAUUACCUGUACACCUUCUGAACAAGAUUUUUUUCAUAGCUCAUAAGUUAAUGCUAUGCACAUCUUGAAACAUGCAAAAGAGUGUUUGCUCACGUGGCAUACUAUUAUUGUGUUUUUAACUGUGUGCCACACAGAUGCUGCCCCUUGGUAUGUGCACGUUCACCAAGUGGUGUACGUGCGCCCUCACUGAGGGUGCCACAAACCCCUUGGAAUUGUAUUCAGUUCACUGCUCACCACACCACUGUAUCGGUUUCCCGCGCUCUAUGCGGAUUCAGUUCGUGAGAUUUCGUGCACAUGCGGCAGACCAAUUUCUACCCAAAACUCGCUCUGUGUGAUUUGAAUUCGCUCGUAUGUGGCGAAGCGGUCGGACGCGGGACAACAUUGUGUGUCGCGUGUUCGCCGCUCAGCAGCCGGCUGUCUUGUGUGGUUUUGGUAUGUGCACGAUGUUUUUUGCAACAUCUACCGCGCAAAGCGUGGGAAAGCUAUAUAAGAAGGUGUGUGAAUGGUUCAAACAUGGUUGGUUUUUGUGUUUAGUUGUCCAUUCCCCGCACCUCCGAAUAUCACCGUAGGCUACGUACGAUGCUUAAGAAGUUCCAAAUACAUAUGUUAUGACGACUUGACACUUCUCUUGAGAUGGCACUUUAUUGAAGACACGUUCACUUGACAUCAGGCGAAGACCCCCACUGCAACUGCCUUGAGUCUCCCACGCAUCUCCCCCUUACAUACCAACCGAGGCCACACCCCCCUUCUCGAUCAUUCUCGCUGACUCUGGACGCUCGCUCCACCAGCAGACUCCACCGUCCUCUUCCAUCACCUAACCACGCUCCCUUCUCGAUCAUUCCCGUAGCCACCAGUCCCUUCGCACUCACAACUGAAACCCCUGUCAUUACCUCCCGUGGCCACUAGUGCAAUCGCACUGUUGGCUGACUCCCCUGUCAUUACCUCCCGUGGCCACUAGUCCACUCAAGCCGCAUGUAGGUGCGACUGUCUUGACACAUAUAUACAUACGAACAAUAAACGUGAAGAUGCUGUCUUAUUCCGACUCACCUUAUGCGAUUGUCCCCUGUGCAUCAAGCGAAACUGGUGUUUCAUGACCGUUGAGCAGGUUAUUUAGUGGUUUAAUCUGGCAAAUCAAAUGCGAGAUGUGGUAUCUGAUUGCAUUGUCCCAAAUGUUAACAUACUCACCGGCUGGUAUUGGUACGUUUCUGUAAUUUUGACAGCAAACUCCGUUCUGUUGAACUUAACGCGUGCCCCGACCUUUGUCACAGCAACAUGUAUGUGCAUGUACGGUGCAAUGUUAGCCUUGCAGGCCACGAGAGAUAUGUGUUUGUACUUCAUCAUGCUGGUCAGUGUAGCUUGGCAAAGUUGCGGGGGUGCAGAACAAUGAGUUUUGCUACAAUGUCCUCUAAUGCCAACGGCCUAUUACGUCUUUAUUUUUGAUGACAACCCCUCCAAGCAUUUACUUAGCUUUGAAGAUAUGAUGAAUUCUGGAUGCAUUCCAUGUGAUUUGGUCAUAGGCUGCUUUGUGUAUCAUUUAUGUAAUGCAACCGUAUGUUAUUGGAAAUGUAUCGCCUGCCGUUGGUUGUACAUCUACACGGUGGUUCAGAUGUGUUGUGACCCCCGUUUAAUUAUCGAAAACGUAAUAUUGUUUAAGUAAGGUUUAUUUAAAACAAAUGAAUAUGCAAAGGAAACAAUGUUCGAGGUCAAUCAAUAUGGGUCACAAGACAUCUGGACUACCCUGUAUUAACCCUUUUGGCAAUCCACUGGCAGAUGAAGGCCUCCUCACACUGUGCAGGUUGUAUGGGUUACUUGACCUAGCUUCACCAUGCUUCUCUUGUGGGUUGGUGAAGGCGGUUAGUAUCGGUGUGGGAGCAAUUUAAGUACAGUACAGUAUAACAAUAACUAUUGUUUAAUUGCUUUCUAUUUACCAAAACGUAGCCCCGUAGCCUAUGACAUCUGUUAUGAUGCAUGGGAAUCACUUCUCCAAGCACUAACCCCGAUUAAUCCUGCUUUGCUUCAGAGUUGGGGCACAUUCAAGGUGAUUUGGUUACAGGCCAGUGCUGAACACUACAGCUUAGACUCACAGAUCCUGUUAUUUAUCACUGGGCAUCGUUGUGGUGGAUAAAGGUUAAACUAUUUGCAAGUAGUGGAGGUUUGAUAAGGGCCUGGUAUUUGUUAACGCUAGAGAUUGAGCUCUCUUUGCCGUUGACUUGGAAGACAGAAAAGUCACACUUUCAAUUUUACAAAUAUGUGCUUGCCAAAUGUGAACUCGUCAAUAUUCGAAGGCUCUUACUCUGUUAAUGUACAAAAUGUUAAGUGUGCACCAGGCACAUUUAUGUUGCAUUGCCUGCUAUUUAUAUUUUAAACAUUCUGCUUUUUAUAAAAAAAAAAGUCUGAAUGUCUAUUCCAAGUAAUGUGCAUUUUUCUAAAGGUUUUCACCUAAAUGUCACUUUUGACUAUAAUGAAACUCUCUGUGGGACGUUAUUUGCUUUAAAUGUACUCUUCAAAUAUUUGAGAAUACAGAAUGGUACUCUUGUUUGAUUUCUUUAAAGACCCAUAAGCUAUCACAAUGACAGAAAUCUUGCGGAAGUGCUGUUUUCUGAAACAUGAUUUAGGAGAAAAGUUGAUGUUUUGUUCACAUUAAUGUUUUGAGUUCAUUGAUAGUUAUGUCAAUGUUUUGGAUCUGAAUUCAUUUAAAUACGGGACCUUCUAUUUUGUCAUGGUUUGUACUGUGACAAACUUUCAUCACACUAGCAAACCUUGUAUCGUGAGUCUUAUUAAAAUGCUCUUCUAAUGUGCCUUCUCAGAGCUCCAUAUAUUAUGAAAACUCGCAUCUCUAUUCUUUGAUAUUGUGAUCCCUUUUAUAAUACAGUCAUACAAACAAGUAAACUGUUGUGUCUACGUCAGUAAAGUAUUCAUUAACUGUUUAAAAACGUCAUUCACUUGUGUUCGGACAUUGACUUGAUUAUCCUUGUAAAUGAGUGCCAAAUUACAAUGUUUUUUUGUUUUGCCUUGUCUGAAAUAAAUUUUCCACUGGAAAAAAAUGUUGUGAACGAAGGUUUAAAAUAAAUGGAGUAUU
Lethenteron reissneri (Far Eastern brook lamprey) is the source of this 9376-nucleotide messenger RNA. RefSeq names its product transmembrane protein 64 (gene TMEM64). Gene Ontology annotation, biological process: positive regulation of osteoclast differentiation; positive regulation of bone resorption; regulation of cytosolic calcium ion concentration. The record is from RefSeq and is a predicted model, not a curated record. Gene Ontology annotation, cellular component: endoplasmic reticulum. Lineage: Eukaryota; Metazoa; Chordata; Hyperoartia; Petromyzontiformes; Petromyzontidae.